AUGUUCGACGUGAUCAAUGAAUCGAUUUUCAGUUGGGAACGUGAAUUGCUGGAGAUCAAGAAUACAUCGUUACGGCGUAAAACAAUUGUGUUUGGCUGUCGUUCGUCACUGAUUGGUAAUAAUCGUUGUGACAUCGAAUGUAGACACCCGAUAACUGGUGACGACGGUGGAGACUGCAAACAAAAUUGCGAGAGUGAGAAUUGCUUCGAACGUCCAUCCACUGUUAUACUUGAAGAGGAGAUUUGGCUACCAACGUCACAUGCUUCGUCAAUUAGAAUCAGUGUUACGAUAAACAAAUGA
Anisakis simplex (herring worm) is the source of this 300-nucleotide messenger RNA. Lineage: Eukaryota; Metazoa; Nematoda; Chromadorea; Rhabditida; Anisakidae. The record is from the annotation of a GenBank genome assembly.